UUCCGGUUUGAAAAUUUUAACUUGAUUUGAUACUAAUAACCAUUGCGCAAAUUUCUCUCAGAGUUGUGCUAAAAGACAAAAAAAUCUAAUCGAUCCUGACAAUGAUGGCGGGGCUAACUCGUGGUUCUACGGAAUCCGCGUGGGACUUCCGACUGCUCUGUUUUUCUGUUGUGUCUUCGGAGCACUUGGUACACUCGUGGCCCUUCGGAAGAGACGGCGAAGCACCAAUGAAAACUGGCCAGCUGCAAGUAACCCUAGAGCUGCAAGUGUCCAGUUCCGAAUCCAGACACCUAUGUACCCUCCCACCCCCGGAUAUUUUCCCCCUCUACCUCCAGCAGAAGGGGCCACCUACCCCGGAGCAGUGUCGGAACAACAACAUCAGUCGGAGAAAGAAAGGGAAGUGGCUCAACAGAUGGCUAUGACUUCGUCGCCUUAUCCUUUUCCCCAAACUGUAAUGAUUCCUCCUCGUCGUCCAGUUGAAAUUGGGAAGUCACAGCUGAACAGUGGCUUCGUAUCUAUGGAAGAUGCGAAACUUCAACAAAAUGAUGAAAACUGAAAAAAAGGAAAGUGCAACAAAAUUAUGAAAACUGAAAGAAAUUCUACUGCAACAAAAUGAGAAAAACCGAAAAAAGAAACUGCAACAAAAUCAUGAAAACUAAAAAAAAGGAAUUUGCUACAAAUAAUAAAAACUAGAAAAAGAAGAAACUAGAACAGUAUGCUGAAAAAAGAAACUCUGAAGAUGGAUAUGGACUCUUUAAACGACUAAAACAGUUCGCU
This is a messenger RNA of Symsagittifera roscoffensis, 777 nucleotides long. RefSeq lists its product as uncharacterized. Lineage: Eukaryota; Metazoa; Xenacoelomorpha; Acoela; Convolutidae. The record is from RefSeq and is a predicted model, not a curated record.